Molecule: messenger RNA, 2224 nt
Organism: Pyrus x bretschneideri (Chinese white pear)
Lineage: Eukaryota; Viridiplantae; Streptophyta; Magnoliopsida; Rosales; Rosaceae
Product: glucose-6-phosphate isomerase 1, chloroplastic
Exons: 14
Coding region: 96-1952 (618 amino acids)
Biological process (GO): gluconeogenesis; glucose 6-phosphate metabolic process; glycolytic process
Cellular component (GO): cytosol
Molecular function (GO): monosaccharide binding; glucose-6-phosphate isomerase activity; carbohydrate derivative binding
Source: RefSeq, a predicted model, not a curated record
CGCAUUUCUCAACCGCGACUCCCGAGCACACAUCCAUGGUGUGACUGAGUGUGGGAGCACCAAAAUCCUCAAAAGUUCCUCAAUCGGCGAUUCCAAUGGCUUCAAUCUCCGGCAUUUACUCUGCUUCUCCGACGAUCAAGCGCCAGCUGAAACCGGCGAGUUCGCUGCGGAAUGACUCCGUUUCGGUUUCGGCAGCGUUUCCCGGCCGGGUCAAAUCGGCCGAUCGCGGCUUUGCUCUGUCGGUGGCUCGGGAGGUCUCGGCGGAGUUAGCGAACACCACCGAUGGGGCUCCGAGUAAGAAGAAGGGGCUGGUGAAGGACCCACACGCGCUGUGGCGGAGGUACGUUGACUGGCUGUACCAGCACAAGGAGCUCGGGUUGUUUCUGGAUGUGAGUCGGGUCGGGUUCACGGACGAGUUCGUUUCCGAAAUGGAGCCCCGGUUCCAGGCGGCGUUCAAGGCCAUGGAGGAGCUGGAGAAAGGCGCGAUUGCUAAUCCCGAUGAGGGCCGCAUGGUCGGCCAUUACUGGCUUCGAAACCCAAAGCUCGCCCCCACCUCGUUCCUCAGGUUGCAGAUUGAGAACACCCUCGAGGCACUUCUGAAGUUCUCGAACGACGUCGUCAGCGGUAAGAUUAAGCCGCCAUCUUCGCCGGAAGGUCGGUUUACUCAGGUACUAUCAGUUGGAAUUGGAGGCUCAGCACUUGGACCACAGUUCGUUGCUGAGGCAUUAGCUCCGGAUAACCCUCCUCUUAAGAUAAGAUUUAUUGACAAUACCGAUCCAGCAGGAAUUGAUCAUCAGAUUGCACAGCUUGGGCCCGAGCUGGCUUCAACACUUGUCAUUGUGAUUUCAAAGAGUGGAGGUACUCCUGAAACUAGAAAUGGGUUACUGGAAGUACAGAAGGCCUUCCGUGAGGCUGGCCUGAACUUUGCAAAACAGGGUGUUGCUAUAACUCAAGAAAAUUCAUUAUUGGACAACACUGCCAGAAUUGAGGGAUGGUUAGCUAGACUCCCCAUGUUUGACUGGGUUGGUGGCAGAACAUCUGAAAUGUCUGCAGUUGGUCUUCUUCCGGCAGCACUGCAGGGGAUUGAUAUUAAAGAAAUGCUCGCUGGUGGACACUUGAUGGAUGAGGCAAACCGAACCACUGUGCUUAGGAAUAAUCCGGCUGCGUUGCUUGCUUUAUGCUGGUAUUGGGCUUCUGAUGGGGUGGGAUCAAAGGAUAUGGUUGUUCUUCCUUACAAGGAUAGCCUAUUAUUAUUUAGUCGGUAUUUACAACAGCUGGUCAUGGAAUCUAUUGGGAAGGAAUUUGACCUUGAUGGAAAUCGGGUGAAUCAAGGACUUACUGUCUAUGGAAAUAAAGGGAGCACAGAUCAGCAUGCCUACAUUCAACAACUAAGAGACGGCGUGCACAAUUUCUUUGUGACAUUCAUUGAAGUACUACGUGAUAGGCCACCAGGUCAUGAUUGGGAGCUUGAACCCGGCGUCACAUGUGGUGACUACCUGUUCGGAAUGCUGCAGGGAACAAGGUCAGCUCUUUAUUCAAACGACCGGGAGUCAAUUACGGUUACAGUGGAAGAAGUGACACCAAGAUCUGUUGGCGCUCUCAUAGCACUUUAUGAGAGAGCGGUCGGGAUAUAUGCUUCACUUGUCAACAUUAACGCUUACCAUCAACCUGGUGUUGAAGCUGGGAAAAAGGCAGCUGGAGAAGUAUUAGCCCUUCAGAAGCGGGUUUUAGCAGUGCUCAAUGAGGCCAGCUGCAAGGAUCCUGUCGAACCAUUGACGCUUGAAGAAGUAGCUGACCGGUGCCACGCUACUGAAGAUAUCGAAAUGAUCUACAAGAUCGUCGCUCACGUGGCUGCCAAUGACAGAGCAAUUAUCGCUGAAGGCGACUGCGGUUCGCCGCGAAGCAUCAAAGUUUUCCUCGGGGAGUGUAAUGUCGAUGCGUUGUACGGUUAAGUUGUGUGCUUUCCUGUAUUAUGCAUGUAUUGGAAAUUACACAUCCGGAAAACUUCAUCUUCUUCCCUUUGUAUUUUGUCUUGUAUUUUUUUUUUUUUUUUUUUUUUUUUUUUUUUGUUUUGAGAAGAAACUAUAACAAUUUAUUUGGAAUCGCAAAUCUGGUCGAGUUAACCCGGAAAUAAAAUUCCAUUUACGGCUUGUCGUUUUGAGCGUGUCACAAACGAUGACGAUGUAAUAUGGUGGUUUAUUUCAGAAUAUUAUACUUUAAAUCA